AUGAAGCGUUAUCAACAGCACACCCACGCAAGCUGGCAUCGUGCCUACGCAGGUAAAUUCGAUUGCCCUUGGUGUCACGAACAUCCUCAGCGGUCAGGAAGCACAACACCCCAGAACCAGAACCAUCAACGCAAGCUCGCCAAGGGUUCAGAUACCAGCAGGACAAGAGCUACCGCCACGCCCCUCGGACACCACAGACAGCACAGCUCGAGCUCCGGUUCCCCCCGCAAAUACAAUGGCGUCCCGUCUGAACCACAGACCCCAGAAGCAGCUCGGCACACAGUGAAUGGCCACGAGGCCUCCCCCGGCCAGGAAUCCGUCGAUGCAAAUUACGCAGAAUACAACGGGCGCACUGUACGGCACAAUGGGUUAAAUGGCGCUUUCAUGGCCGAGACACCACGUCCGCCGCUUCCCGAGGCGUGGACGAAGGACACUGAGGAACAACAGCACGAUGCCAUGGCUUGGAGCGGAUCGACGGCACAAACACCGCCCUCUGGGCUAGAAACGCCUAGCGACUUCCGAGCUUCCGGUGACAAACAAGUCGACCCCCCGGAGUUGACUGUGCAGCAGGUUGAGGAGUCUUGA
Messenger RNA from Penicillium paradoxum, 585 nucleotides. RefSeq lists its product as uncharacterized. The coding region runs from base 1 to 585 and encodes 194 amino acids. NCBI's taxonomy places the organism in Eukaryota, Fungi, Ascomycota, Eurotiomycetes, Eurotiales, Aspergillaceae. The record is from RefSeq and is a predicted model, not a curated record. The transcript is spliced from 2 exons.